This is a messenger RNA of Eriocheir sinensis (Chinese mitten crab), 456 nucleotides long. RefSeq lists its product as uncharacterized. Bases 106 to 411 code for a protein of 101 amino acids. Lineage: Eukaryota; Metazoa; Arthropoda; Malacostraca; Decapoda; Varunidae. The record is from RefSeq and is a predicted model, not a curated record. The transcript has 3 exons.
GGAAGGGAGAGGAACACACUCGCUCACUCACUCUCUCCCUGAAGGGUUAAGAAGGCUCCUGCUACUACUACUACUACUACUACUACUACUACUACUAUUGAAAUCAUGAAGGUUUUGCUGGUCAUCGCUCUGGGGCUGGUGGUGAUGGUGGCCGCGCGCCCCAGCGAUAUCUUCGACUUCGAGGGUGACGACGCCGAACACGAGCAGGAGGGCGCCGCGGGGAGGUCUGUCACCGGGGAGUACAAGUGGGAGAGUCCUGAGGGCCUGGAGUUCGUGGUCAAGUACAUCGCGGACGAGAAAGGUUACCGCGUGCUUGAGUCCAACGCCGUGCCCUCCGCCAACGGUUUCAGCGCCACCGGAGAGCAGGCGGACCUUGACGGCGACGAGGAUAGCGAGGAAGACGACAAGUAAACGACGACGAGGAUGAUGAGUUGAUGAAAUGAAGGUUUAAAGAGC